AUGCCCAGUAUGCGUGGAGACGUCGUAAAAUGUCGCAAAAUGAUCGAGGGACAUAGGAAUAAUCUUCUAGGAACUUUUCUAGAAGAUAAAUAUUCUAGACAAAUUAUUGAAAGGAUAGGUUACAGAUUAGGCAAGGCUCAUAAAAUAGUUGCGGUAAAAAGUGAUAUCAUAAGGGCUACUCUCAGCUGGGGUUGGCAAGAACAUACCAUUGCAACGCUGGAUGCAAUCCUAUCAUCACAUUGGGUUCCCACCGAGAAAGACAAAAUUAAGUUGUUGUUUACUGGUAUCGCGACUAGAAUUUCAGAUUCUGCUAGGUGUUUUUGUGUAGAAUGA
Melampsora larici-populina 98AG31 is the source of this 333-nucleotide messenger RNA. RefSeq lists its product as uncharacterized. Lineage: Eukaryota; Fungi; Basidiomycota; Pucciniomycetes; Pucciniales; Melampsoraceae. The record is from RefSeq and is a predicted model, not a curated record. Bases 1 to 333 code for a protein of 110 amino acids. The transcript is spliced from 3 exons.